Solanum pennellii is the source of this 719-nucleotide messenger RNA. RefSeq lists its product as uncharacterized. NCBI's taxonomy places the organism in Eukaryota, Viridiplantae, Streptophyta, Magnoliopsida, Solanales, Solanaceae. The record is from RefSeq and is a predicted model, not a curated record. The coding region runs from base 34 to 531 and encodes 165 amino acids. The transcript is spliced from 4 exons.
UUUGUUAAUUUCAUAUUUAUUGGAAUAAUUAUUAUGGAAAAUCCAUUGCAUUUAAAGUCAUUAAAUCACAUAUCAAUAGUCUGUAGAUCACUUGAAAAAUCUCUUGAUUUUUACCAAAAUAUUCUUGGAUUUUUUCCAAUUAGAAGACCUGGUUCUUUUAAUUUUGACGGAGCUUGGUUGUUUAAUUAUGGAAUUGGCAUACAUCUUUUGCAAUCUGAAGAUCCAGACAAUAUGCCCAAGAUUGACAUCAUUAAUCCUAAGGAUAAUCACAUUUCCUUUCAGUGUGAGAGCAUGACAAUGGUAGAAAAUAGGCUAAAAGAGAUGGAAACAGAGUAUAUCAAAUGCAGAGUUGAAGAAGGUAACAUCUACGUUGAUCAAAUAUUUUUUCACGAUCCCGAUGGCACGAUGAUCGAGAUCUGUAACUGCGAUAACUUGCCGGUGAUUCCACUUUCCGGUGGUGAAACAGUUCUCCGGCCAUGCUCAACUCUCCACUGCACCAUGCAGCAGAACAAAAUUCAACAAAUGGUCUAGUUGGAAAAAGAAAUCGUUAAAAAAGGAGCAUGAAAAUGUUUUCCUUCGUAUCGAAUUCGCGCUUGGUGUUAACCUUUUUUGUAUUUUUAUGUAUCAUAGUAAGUGAGUGCAAUUAUUUUUUGUCUUGUUUUUGUUUUACAUUUGAAAGUGUUAAAAAUUUCAAUAAUCUACGUGUUUUUUCAAGGUAA